GCUUAGCUAACGGCAGCUAUUCAAGUAUCCCGACCAAAAUGCCCCGAAAUGUCAGCUAGUCAACGAGUGGGUUGAAGUUGAGGAAAUUAUUGGAGCUAAUCUUCAGUCAAAAUGAGUUCGUUCGCGGGUCGCAUGAAGGAGUAUCCCAACAUGUCGCUGGAUCGGUUUGACAGGGAGAAUCUACAUGCAAGGGCUUAUUUUUUAUCUCACUGCCACAAAGCUCUACUUACAUCAUGUUUUUUCUGCAGAUCACAUGAAGGGGCUGAAGGGGCCUCUAAUGAAAAGAAAGUUGAAAUUCAGUCUGACCGUCAAACUGUACUGUUCAUUUGUUCCAGUCUGACAGUCAAACUGUACUGUUCAUUUGUAACUAAGGAACUGUUGCUGAGCAAUCCAAAAUAUGCCUUCUGGGAAGAUCACAUAGUUGCUUUGGAACUGGAGAGUCCCACACUAAUCACUUUAAUAGACGAGGCUUCAGGAGAGAGAGAAGAACUUGUGGUGACUCUGCUUCCUGCUGGUCACUGUCCAGGCUCGGUCAUGUUCUUGGUAGAGGGGGCCCAGGGUACGGUGUUGUACACAGGAGACUUCCGACUGGCGAAAGGAGACGCCUCCCGCAUAGAACUCCUCCACUCUGGGAGCAGGGUGAAAGACAUCAAGAGUGUGUAUCUGGACUCCACCUUUUAUGACCCUCGCUUCUAUGAGAUCCCCAGCAGGGAGACGUGUCUACAUGCUAUCCGGGGGCUGGUACAGGACUGGGUCAGUAGGAGUGUGUACCAUACAGUGUGGCUGAAUUGUAAAGCUGCAUAUGGAUAUGAAUACCUCUUCACUAACCUGGGGGACGAGUUUCACACACAGAUUCAUGUCAAAAGCCUGGACAUGUUUAAGAAGAUGCCAGAGAUUCUGAGUCAUGUGACCACGGAUCGAGCCACUCCGAUCCAUGCCUGCCGUCACCCCAAGGAGGAGGAGUUUGUUCCUGCCAGCAGGCUGCCGUGUGGCUCCUCGGCAUCAGAUGGAACUCCUCUAAACAUCAUCAGUAUCAAACCCUCCACUAUGUGGUUUGGAGAGAGAACACAGAGGACUAAGGUUAUCGUCAGGACAGGUGCCAGUUCCUACCGAGCCUGCUUUUCCUUCCACUCAUCCUACUCUGAGAUAAAAGACUUCCUGUCUUAUCUCCAGCCAAUCAACAUCUACCCCAGUGUCAUUCCUAUUGGCCGAACUCACGCUGAUGUCACGGAGCUGCUGAAGUCUAUGUGUAGGGACCGGUCCUCCUCGGCUGUGAUCUACAGACCUCUGGGAACACUGAAACGCACCAGACCAGAGCAGCACACCCACGGUGUGGACUGUGCCGAUUGGCUGUUUGAGGGGGCGGACCUGGCCCCUGUCAGGAAGAGGGUGAUGAUGCAGGAGGCCACACCCACAACGCUCCCUAACCCCCCCGACGAACCUCUACCCCUAACACACAUACCUCUCAUCACAGGAGACUACAUGGACUGUACCGAAUCUAAUGAUGAUGAUGAGGAGGAGAGAGACCUGGAGGAAGAAGAGAGAGGUGGGGAGAGAGACGAGGGGUCUGUGUCUAAUUCUGGCACCCCUCCUCCUCGCUGGGAGGAGUUUUUCACCACGGAGAUACUGACGGACAGCCAGACCAGCCAACCACACUCCUGCUCGCACACAAGCCCCUCUCACUCCACACUCACAGGCUCCCAGACCCCAGAGCUGUUUGUUGAUGACUACGCCAAACUCCCCUCGCCGUCAAUUCCUCUCUCGGCUGGGCGAGGCCUGAGUCAGGCUGAAAGCAUGCUCAUCCAAUCAGAAGACCGGUGUCAGGGAGAUGCAUUGACCAAUCUGGAUGCUGGGGGGGAGGAGAGUGGCAGCCACACUCACCAAUCAGAGCCAACGGAGUCUCAGGUGUCAUCAGACUUUGACAUCCCGUCUACGCCGGAGUCACACACACCUGGACCAGACGACCUCAGCGAUCUGUACAGGAGACUGGCCGCUGGAGAGGAAGUGGUCACCAGGACAGGAAGUCAGGCCCUCUGACCCCGUCUACGCCGGAGUCACACACACCUGGACCAGACGACCUCAGCGAUCUGUACAGGAGACUGGCCGCUGGAGAGGAAGUGGUCACCAGGACAGGAAGUCAGGCCCUCUGACCCCGUCUACGCCGGAGUCACACACACCUGGACCAGACGACCUCAGCGAUCUGUACAGGAGACUGGCCGCUGGAGAGGAAGUGGUCACCAGGACAGGAAGUCAGUCUCUCUGACCCCGUCUACCUCUUUGUAUAUAGACCGAGGGAAGAGGAAGCGAGACAUUCCACCCACUAGUUUCUUCUGAUUCUUAUACAGUCAAUGAGCUGAACAGACCAAACCCAGCUGCUAAUGCAUUGGUGCCUAUGGGAGAGCAAUCACCUUAAGCAGAACGGAACUUUGUGGCCAUGAUAUACAGUAGCUUAGUAAUGUCCGAACCUUAACUCUGAUCAUUCCAUCCAGGUGACCACUUUAAAAUGGUGGAAGCCCUCAAUGUCCAGGUUAUGUGUAAGAGGAGUCCAUCUCUGUUAUAGAGUUGAUGGAUGAUUGUGGGUUCUUGACAAUGUCUUCCUCACCCAGAAAAUAGUCGACUUGAAGUUGGACAAAAACAGACAAUUGAUUAAUGCAUAUAUACGAUUUUAUGUGUGGGUCCAUAGCAUUAUCUACACAGACCAUAUCCAUGCCCUACUUUGUUAUAGAGACACCAUAGUCAUGCCCUACUUUGUUAUAGAGACACCAUAGUCAUGCCCUAUAUACGCCUGGCCUAUCAGGGCCAAGAGAAACCACAGCUACUCCUCGACCACCCUGGGAAAUGUUCAGUAGGGAAGUAACAGUCUUUCUGCGGUCUCUCAACUGGAGUCUGCUCCUGCCAGGCUAACGCAGUUCUGUAGAGAAUAAAGUCUGUUGUAGCUGUUCUGAACGGUAGAGAAUAAAGUCUGUUGUAGCCGUUCUGAACUGUAGAGAAUAAAGUCUGUUGUAGCUGUUCUGAACUGUAGAGAAUAAAGUCUGUUGUAGCCGUUCUGAACUGUAGAGAAUAAAGUCUGUUGUAGCUGUUCUGAACUGUAGAGAAUAAAGUCUGUUGUAGCUGUUCUGAACUGUAGAGAAUAAAGUCUGUUGUAGCUGAACUGUAGAGAAUAAAGUCUGUUGUAGCUGUUCUGAACUGUAGAGAAUAAAGUCUGUUGUAGCUGAACUGUAGAGAAUAAAGUCUGUUGUAGCUGUUCUGAACUGUAGAGAAUAAAGUCUGUUGUAGCUGAACUGUAGAGAAUAGUCUGUUGUAGCCGUUCUGAACUGUAGAGAAUAAAGUCUGUUGUAGCCGUUCUGAACUGUAGAGAAUAAAGUCUGUUGUAGCUGUUCUGAACUGUAGAGAAUAAAGUCUGUUGUAGCUGUUCUGAACUGUAGAGAAUAAAGUCUGUUGUAGCUGUUCUGAACUGUAGAGAAUAAAGUCUGUUGUAGCUGAACUGUAGAGAAUAAAGUCUGUUGUAGCCGUUCUGAACUGUAGAGAAUAAAGUCUGUUGUAGCCGUUCUGAACUGUAGAGAAUAAAGUCUGUUGUAGCCGUUCUGAACUGUAGAGAAUAAAGUCUGUUGUAGCCGUUCUGAACUGUAGAGAAUAGUCUGUUGUAGCUGAACUGUAGAGAAUAAAGUCUGUUGUAGCUGUUCUGAACUGUAGAGAAUAAAGUCUGUUGUAGCCGUUCUGAACUGUAGAGAAUAAAGUCUGUUGUAGCUGAACUGUAGAGAAUAAAGUCUGUUGUAGCUGUUCUGAACUGUAGAGAAUAAAGUCUGUUGUAGCUGAACUGUAGAGAAUAAAGUCUGUUGUAGCCGUUCUGAACUGUAGAGAAUAAAGUCUGUUGUAGCUGAACUGUAGAGAAUAAAGUCUGUUGUAGCUGUUCUGAACUGUAGAGAAUAAAGUCUGUUGUAGCUGUUCUGAACUGUAGAGAAUAAAGUCUGUUGUAGCCGUUCUGAACUGUAGAGAAUAAAGUCUGUUGUAGCUGUUCUGAACUGUAGAGAAUAAAGUCUGUUGUAGCUGUUCUGAACUGUAGAGAAUAAAGUCUGUUGUAGCCGUUCUGAACUGUAGAGAAUAAAGUCUGUUGUAGCCGUUCUGAACUGUAGAGAAUAAAGUCUGUUGUAGCCGUUCUGAACUGUAGAGAAUAAAGUCUGUUGUAGCCGUUCUGAACUGUAGAGAAUAAAGUCUGUUGUAGCUGUUCUGAACUGUAGAGAAUAAAGUCUGUUGUAGCCGUUCUGAACUGUAGAGAAUAAAGUCUGUUGUAGCCGUUCUGAACUGUAGAGAAUAAAGUCUGUUGUAGCUGUUCUGAACUGUAGAGAAUAAAGUCUGUUGUAGCUGUUCUGAACUGUAGAGAAUAAAGUCUGUUGUAGCUGAACUGUAGAGAAUAAAGUCUGUUGUAGCUGAACUGUAGAGAAUAAAGUCUGUUGUAGCUGAACUGUAGAGAAUAAAGUCUGUUGUAGCUGAACUGUAGAGAAUAAAGUCUGUUGUAGCUGAACUGUAGAGAAUAAAGUCUGGUGUAGCUGAA
Oncorhynchus nerka (sockeye salmon) is the source of this 4552-nucleotide messenger RNA. RefSeq names its product DNA cross-link repair 1C, PSO2 homolog (S. cerevisiae). The coding region runs from base 112 to 2037 and encodes 641 amino acids. The transcript is spliced from 14 exons. Gene Ontology annotation, molecular function: 5'-3' DNA exonuclease activity; damaged DNA binding. Gene Ontology annotation, biological process: interstrand cross-link repair; double-strand break repair via nonhomologous end joining; telomere maintenance. The record is from RefSeq and is a predicted model, not a curated record. Lineage: Eukaryota; Metazoa; Chordata; Actinopteri; Salmoniformes; Salmonidae.